AUGUCAAUCAAUAAGAAAAUACUCAUCGGCCCAGCAGAAGAAGAAAUUAGAACUAAACUGUCUCAGUCGAGAGAGCCUUUGGAGGUUAUCAAGGCCUUUCAAAAGGAAUAUGGCCUUGAUCUUCCUGGAAUCGAACACAUGUAUCCAUUAUUAGAUCUCUGUGGCUAUAGUCGUUAUGAGAUUCAUAAAGCUUGCUUAGAGGCACUGAAUAAAGAAACAGUUAGAUACAUUGAAAGCCCUUCAUUCCAACUUGAAAAUUUUUAUGACUUGUUCAAGAAAACCUUUCCUUAUAUUCAUAUACCUCUAAUGCAGCCGAUUCCUAUGGCUCUUUUAAAGAAAUUUGAAAGACAUGUAGAAGAAGAUGUGAUUGCAAAGUUGAAAUCAGACAUGAAUAUCUUUGCUAAUUGUCCACUCAACAUCAAGCAGCGCGUCUGGAAGCAAGACGAAGCUUUCUUUCAUCAAAGUAUGCUACCAUUUCUCAAUAACUAUCAUCAUGACGAAGCCUUACAAAAAUUGACUGUCAAUUUGAAACCGGAUAGUUAUCAAGAAGUGAUCGAACAAAGACGGACUCAUCCUAUUGUUCAAAAAUUCAUGGAAGUCAUUGAUGGUGAUCCGGAUAUUUAUAGGAUGUUUAUAAAGAUGAUCAGAAUCGUAUUUGAAACAACACCUUAUCCUACUCUUUGUUCCCUGCGUAUUGACAUAUUGAUGAAUUAUCAUGAUUUAGGCGUAGAGAAGAUUUAUGAUAUGGAUCGGUGUCAUCAAUUGAUCUGGUCUCUGGAUACAUGCGUGCGUAACCAGAACUUGGAUGAAUCAAUCAUCGAAAAGAUUAAAGAAUGCUUUGAUGACGUGAGAAAUGGCACACCACUCUACGCUGACUUUGCUAUGGUUCUCAUGGACCCUAUGAUUUCGAACUUUUUAACAUCAUGUAUCGUCAAAUGGCUAAGAAGUAGCGUGGAUGACAAUACACCUCAGGGUGUAAAUCUAGAAGAACUCAUCGACUAUACCGCCAAAUUGCUGAACCUGGCAGAACAUGCACCCAUGGCUAUUGCAAAUAAUACAAGAAUACCAAGACUAGAUCAAGAGCUAAAAACAUCGCUCUGGACAGUGAUAUGUAGUAUAUUCUUGUCUGAGGAUGCGGACUACAAAGUGCCCAUAAAGGAAUCAGAUUAUACCAUUCUUCAUACUAUGCUUCAACGCAGUGAUAUUGCACGCAAGGUCUUUGUUCAUUACCUUAUCGACCGUGUACAAGAACGAGAUAUAGGCACACUUAAUCGAUGUCUCGCCCUGGUUAUGAACACAUGGCCAUCAGAAAAUUAUGAUGAAAGAGGAAUUAUCUACAGACAGACAUAUGUUGGCUUUGUCAGAACUAUGAUUGACAUCUUGUCCAAACGCAACCUUAAUGAACUCGUUGCUGAUGUCAGGUGGAGACAAGCUGUGGUGGAAGGCUUUUUAAUAAAAGCGGUCGCAUGGGACGUAAAGAUACACGAUCAAAUGAUCUAUUUGCUCACUGAAUACUUUAAUGAUCCAAAAUUGCUCAUCAAGUUAGGACCUCAAGUGGCCAUCCUAUCUGAUUGGGCAGAUAUGAUUGUGAUGAAUGGUCUGGUGGAUGAUAAGUAUAGGGAUUAUUUGAGAGAUGCUUACAUUUAUCUUGUUACAAAAUCACAAACUGUUCUAAAUGGUGAUUUUAAAAUCAUGCCUUCUGCAGUUAUCCAUUUCUGUGAAACAGGAAACACCUUUUCAUCCCAAGCACAACUUUAA
Molecule: messenger RNA, 1758 nt
Organism: Rhizopus microsporus ATCC 52813
Lineage: Eukaryota; Fungi; Mucoromycota; Mucoromycetes; Mucorales; Rhizopodaceae
Exons: 6
Coding region: 1-1758 (585 amino acids)
Biological process (GO): negative regulation of transcription elongation by RNA polymerase II
Cellular component (GO): nucleus; NELF complex
Source: RefSeq, a predicted model, not a curated record